Cyanistes caeruleus (blue tit) is the source of this 3310-nucleotide messenger RNA. It is a transcript of the gene MFSD2B, whose product is annotated as MFSD2 lysolipid transporter B, sphingolipid. The record is from RefSeq and is a predicted model, not a curated record. Gene Ontology annotation, cellular component: plasma membrane. Lineage: Eukaryota; Metazoa; Chordata; Aves; Passeriformes; Paridae. Gene Ontology annotation, biological process: lipid transport; carbohydrate transport. Gene Ontology annotation, molecular function: symporter activity; sphingolipid intramembrane carrier activity.
AUGGCGGGGGCUGCGAGGGACACCCCGGCGGGCGAGCAGAAGGGGUACAGGCUCUCGGUGUGCAGCAAACUGUGCUAUGCCAUAGGAGGUGCCCCAAACCAAGUGGCAGGGAGUGCUGCUUCUUUCUUCCUGCAGAUCUACCUGCUGGACAUAGCCCAUAUUACUCCGUUUCAUGCCUCUUUGGUGCUGUUCAUUGGCAAAGCCUCAGGUGCAGUUACUGAUCCUGUUGCUGGCUUUUUUAUUAGCAAAAGUAGAUGGACAAAAAUUGGCCGGCUCAUGCCUUGGGUGCUGGCAUGUACACCCUUCACUAUAGUCUCCUAUUUUUUAAUGUGGUACCCUCCUCCAUUUGUAUCAGGAAGAGUUGCUUGGUAUCUGACUUUCCACUGCCUUUUCCAAGCACUGACCACAUUAUUCCAAGUACCAUAUUCUGCCCUCACCAUGUUUCUCAGCACAGACCAGAAGGACAGAGAUUCUGCAACAGCAUAUCGAAUGACCAUGGAAGUUCUUGGGACCUUGAUUGGAGCUGCACUUCAGGGGCAGAUUGUGGCCAGUGCUCAUGUCUCUCCUCACUGCACUGUGAAUCCCUCAGUAAACACCACUGACUCCUGGCAUGACACUCCCAGCAUUCCAGACCCCUCAGAUCCCCUGUCUCAUCAGGCAAAAGUUUACAUGAUUGCAGCAGGGGUCAUAGCAGGUGUGUAUCUUCUUGGAAUUGUCAUUCUUUUUCUUGGAGUAAAGGAAAGGGAUGAUCCUUAUGCCUUAAAAUCAGACAGAGCAAUUCCUUUUUGUAAGGGGCUUGCACUCACCAUGAAGCAUGGUCCAUAUGUGAAGCUUACAGCUUCAUUUCUUCUCAUCUCGACAGCAGUUCAGCUGGAGCAGGGGAACUUUGUCCUGUUCUGCACACACGCUGCUGGCCUCCGCAAUCACUUCCAGUAUUUGGUGGUGACCAUCUUGGUAUCAGCAGUUGUGAGUGUUCCCUUCUGGCAGAAGUUUCUGCAGAGAUUUGGCAAGAAGUGUGCAGCAUGUGGGAUUUCGUGGAUGAUUCCUUUUGCAGUCAUGCUAGUGACCAUUCCAAACCUGAUCCUGGCUUACUUUGUGUCCUUCAUCUCUGGUCUGAGCAUUGCAGCGUCUCUUCUGUUGCCAUGGUCAAUGCUGCCUGAUGUUGUUGAUAACUUUCGUCUGCAGAAUCCCCAUGGGAAAGGACAUGAAACCAUUUUCUAUUCCUCUUACGUUUUUUUUACCAAGAUGUCAGCAGGAAUUGGCUUAGGAAUUUCUGCAGCAGCACUGGAGUUUACUGGAUACAAGCCAGGGAUAUGCAGACAGUCAGAUGAUGUGAUCCUCACGCUGAAACUCCUCAUUGGAGCAGUCCCUGCCAUCCUCAUCCUUUUAGGUUUAUUUAUACUCCUUUUCUACCCGAUCACUGAAGAAAGUCGGAAAGAAACAAAGCUUGCCCUUGAAGAGUUAAGGAGGAGCCAUCAAAGCACAGAGAACUUGGACAGCCACAGAAAGGACACCUCGGUCUGAAAGCUCUGAAUGCAGUGGCUUUCCAAAUACAGACUCACAUCCCACCAACCAACUCUGAGAGUUUUCCAGGUCAUUUCUCUGCUCACAUUUUAUCAAAAAGGACAAAGGAUGAUUCUGAUAUAGCCAGUAACGAAAUUGAGAGGGCACACCAUUGUGCAAAUAUACAUCUAACUCAAUGCACUGUGCUAAAAAAGACAUUACACAUGUUCAGAAAUGUAAGUUAUUGAAGGCUUGGGGGUUUUUUGUUUGUUUUUUUUCAGUGAUUAAUGAGAAGCUGUGAUCUUGUUCAUGGGAUAUUUUAUGCAUUUGUAACUUAAGGAGGAAAAAAAGUAUAAAUGUGAACAGAGAAUUUUUGAAGGUUCUGAACUGGAAAAUACUCAGAAGGGUCAUUGAGACCAAUUCAUGAUGCACCAUCCAAAUAUUAACUCACAAUAUACAUCAUCCUUGGGAGCUGGGGGGGAUUUUGAUCACAAUCUCUACCUAUAACUUGCACACUAUUGUGUUUGGAAAGCACUUGGGAACCUGAAGUAUACUAUAUGAAGUUAGGAUUUACUUUGUUUUGAAAUUAGGCAAAUCACUGAUGCAGACAUAUUUUGAGGAUUUUUUUCCCCUUUUUUUUUGAAAGAUUUUGAGGUAAUCUAAUUUACAGGAUCCUUCCUAUAGGAUCCUAUAGUAAAUAGAACCCUGCAUUUCCCAUUACUGAUGUUUCUUACUUCUGAAACCUGUAAACUGAUUUCUGUCAGAGAAUAUUUUCAAAAUCAACAUCUCCCCUGAGGAUAUGAAAAAUCAAUAGUCCCUUCCAAACAUUAUGUAAUUCAAAUUUCUUCAAAUUUUGGCCUUUAAGUAAUCACCAUGCCCAUUUCUCACAUGGUGUAGGUUCUCUGCCUCACAAAACACCACAGCACAGGUACUAAUCUCACCUUGUAACUAUUUUGCAAUAAUGAGGCUACACCUGCCUUUUAAAUGGUGAUUAUUUUUUUCAGUCAGGGAUGUUAUCAUGCUUUAGUUACAUCAACUGGAACCUCAUUUCUACUAUAGAUUUACACUGUUGAGCACAGUUUUUAAAUGAAAGACACACCUAAUCUCAGGCACCUUCUGGCACUGAAGUUCAGACCUGUUUAUUCCUAGCUUCUGGUUGGUCAGUGCAGCUACAGAGACCUCCAGAGACUGGCUCCAAGCUUAAGCUAAAAUGACUGGACUCUGAAGGUGUAUCUAAAUGUGGAAGGGAGAGUGAGGAAUCCAACAGGUUUGUUCAGCUUGAGGAAAUCAGCACAAUGCAAGACAAGAUGUGAAUUUCUUCCCACUGCCUUCACCCUGUGACUCUGUGAGUGCCUUUUUGCUGUACCAGAAGUGCCUUUGGAGGACAGGCUUGCUGCUGUUCCAGAGCACCUGGAGGAAGUGGCCACCUGUUAUUUGCUCAGGGCUGCCUGGGAAGUGCUGGGACUGGAAAUUAGGAAAGAUUUUGCUGAAGGACACUGGCAGGUAAAAUCAGUGCAACCACGGAGCAUCUCGUUAAGUCUGAUACUGAAACCUUGUCAGGCAAGUUUGAAGUCAAAGGCCAUAUAACUGUCCUAAUUCCUCAAAAUGCUUAAUCAUGAGGGAGCUUCUAAGGAUAUAUUUUGAUCUUGUGUGGGUAAGAGUUAACUGCAUUUAAGAUUCCUGCUGACUUGCCAUCUAAGGCUGGGGUUUUUUGUUUUCUUCCUCGUUUCAGUUUUUGGACAAACCAAGAUAUGUAUGCCUGGGGCAUAUGUGUUUACAACAAUAAAAACCAUAAGCCUGUUUACAA